AUGUCACUAUUAGGUGCUAUUCGUGGAUUCACUGAAACCAAAGAACAAAAGUUAUUAAAUAAAGUUAUUAGAUCAAAAGAUAUUGCUCCACCUGAGAGUAAAGUUGUUGAAUUAAUUAAAAUGAUGAGUGAUGAAAUGUCUAAAAGAAUAAUUGUUCAUUACCUUAUGAAACUCUUUGAAAAGAAUUUAGAUGAAAAGAGAUAUAUUCGAUUAUUAUGUAUAGUGUAUCGUCUUAUGGAUGUUGAUGCUGAUGGAUUUAUUUUAUCACAAUUUUCACAUUCACUUCAUUUAAUAACAAAUAAUAUUCCAAAGAAUCAUUGUAAAACAACACAAGUAUUUGCUUCACAUAUUGAAACAAAGAUAAUACUUUUUAAUACUUAUAAAAUUCUUCUCUCUGCUGAGAAUGAUGUUCCAGAUAUUAAAGAACCUGAAAAUAUAGAUCUUGCUUUUACCAUUUUAGAAUUAUUAAUUGGUAUUUCUAAAAAUCUUGAAGAAGCUGAUUUUUGUGCAAACGGAAUUGGGUUUCAUGUAGCUGAUAUUUUAUUAUUAGAACUUACAAUUGCGUUUUAUAAAAUUAAUUUUUAUUCAUCUGCAUUAGCAAAUAUUUUAUUAGAAUUAAAAAUUAAUCAAGUUGAAAGAUUUGUUGAAGUUUGUAAAAAUGUAGAUCGUGUUAGACAUAAGUAUUUUACUAUUCUUUCUACUAAAGAUGUUAAAGAAAAAUUUAUUAAUAUUCCUCGAUUAGUUUUUAUGCCAACAGGACCAUUACAAAAAUUUCUUACAAGAAGAAUUACUUUAUUACGUGUUCAUGAAUCAGAUUCAGAACUUGAAGAAGAAAUUGAAAAAUUCAAUGUAACAUUCCAAGGAGAUGUAGUUUCUAAUAAUCAACGUAUACGCCAAUUUAUUAAUAGACCAUUAAUUUCAAUUAACAAUGGAGAAGAUUCUAGAGAAUCAUUAUCUCGUUCUGUUUCUCGUUCAUCGUCAAAUAUAGAUUUUGUUGGAUCAAUUGGAGAUACAAAGAUGUAUCAACCAAGUCCAUCUCCUCAUAUAAUCGGACAUUCACCAGCUGGAGGAAAAGAACCUAUUCGUAUUGAAAUAUGUCCAACCCAACAUGGGGUUGUUAGACCAGUACCUCAUAGAGUUGCUCAACAACAACAAAUGUUACAACGCCCUGCUUCAUCAACAGGAGUAGUUCCAUCUAAAAAUGUGAAUAUAUUUGAUGAUGAUGAUGAAGGAACAAGCUUGUUAAUUUAA
Molecule: messenger RNA, 1251 nt
Organism: Entamoeba dispar SAW760
Lineage: Eukaryota; Evosea; Mastigamoebida; Endamoebidae
Exons: 1
Coding region: 1-1251 (416 amino acids)
Source: RefSeq, a predicted model, not a curated record